Molecule: messenger RNA, 620 nt
Organism: Gallus gallus (chicken)
Lineage: Eukaryota; Metazoa; Chordata; Aves; Galliformes; Phasianidae
Gene: TXN
Product: thioredoxin
Exons: 5
Coding region: 145-462 (105 amino acids)
Molecular function (GO): protein-disulfide reductase activity
Source: RefSeq, marked provisional
AGAGCGCUGAGGAGGCCCUGAGGCUGCGUGGCCGAGCUCGGUGCGGCAGAGCGAUAGCGGAGAGCGCAGCGGCGUGCGGGACGCGCGUGCGCGGGGACGAGGCCGUUGGCCGCCUUCUUGCUGUGCAGCCCAGGAGCCGCCGCCAUGGUGAAGAGCGUGGGCAAUCUGGCUGAUUUUGAGGCAGAACUGAAAGCUGCUGGUGAGAAGCUUGUAGUAGUUGAUUUCUCUGCCACAUGGUGUGGACCAUGUAAAAUGAUCAAGCCAUUUUUCCAUAGUCUGUGUGACAAGUUUGGUGAUGUGGUGUUCAUUGAAAUUGAUGUGGAUGAUGCCCAGGAUGUUGCUACACACUGUGAUGUGAAGUGCAUGCCAACAUUCCAGUUCUACAAGAACGGAAAGAAGGUGCAGGAAUUCUCUGGGGCCAAUAAAGAGAAGCUGGAAGAGACCAUUAAAAGUCUAGUCUAAUCUCCCGCCAUGGAGACAUCGGAGCAUGUCUGGAUCGGCUAAAUUAUAGCCCAUAACUUUUCUACUUUCAAAGAAAAUCCAACCAUUUAACCUAUCUAGCUUGGUGGAAACUAUCCUCUGAUCAAUGUAAAUGAGUACAAUAAAAUGUAAAUUCUUCA